CACAGGAGGUGUGCACAAGGGUAGGAAAGAAGGGAGAGUAUAGGUAGGAUAUUGCUACAAGAAGAGAUGCAUUUGCAGGAGAAGCUCACUUCAAGCCUAUUUAGAAGGGUGGCAGUUGAAAGAUGAAGUAUGAAUAUGCAUACAGGAACAAAUGCCAUUGGGAAGUUGUGGGCAUUUACCUCUCGUUUUAUUAUUUGUGCCAAUGCUAGUGAAAGGAAAACUGUCUUUGAAGAAAUUUCCAUGCCAGACAAGUAACUGUGGAACUCGGUACCAGGAACCAGUGUUUUAGCCAGAUGUUUAAGAACAGUUAAGAAAUGACUGAGCAAGAAAGAGCAUUGGAAAACAGCAGCAAAAGAGAACUCCAGAAGAUAAUACAAUAAUAAGGCAAUAUCCUGUAUUUGUAAAAGUAGAAGAUGCAUAGAAACAAACUAGUUAAUUGAAACCAGAACAAUGAAGAUAAAAAUGCCCCAAACAGGCUUUCCACGUCUUUCGAAUCUGUGGACAAAUGAACAAAAACUAUCAGGAGACUUCGUGCUGGAGCGUGAUGGAUAGGAAGGCUGGCUGGCACACGUGCAGCGCUCAAGCCGACCGCAGACCCCCCGGACUCGAGCACCGGAGGUGAACGCUGUUGUUGACAAAACAGGCUGCGGUCUGGGACAGCUUUUCCUCUAAGCCUUUGACUCGCAGAGGAGGGAGAGAGGUAUAGGCCUCCGUUCCUGCUCCGUCAACACCUCUUCACACAGCAGUGGUGCAGUCCAGCUUGUCAACCUGGACGUGGAAUGAUGAAAUCGAGAAGCUUUUGGUUCUCUCUCGUAUUGCUUGGGGUUUUCCCGUCGGUCACGAGGGGAUGGAUGGAAUCGGACCGGAGCAGAAGGCUGUAUUCGGAUGCAGGGAGGUCGCAUCAAGAGGAAUCCAGAAGGUUUGAAGUCACAAGAAGAAAAGUGCUUUACGGGCAGGAUGGCCUGCACGCGUCCUGUGAGAAGAAGUACUGCGGCCGGGGCAGCAAGUGCGUGGUGAGCAGGGAGACGGGGCAGCCGGAGUGCAGGUGCCUGGAGGACUGCAAGCCCAGCUACGUGCCGGUGUGUGGAUCUGAUGGCAAAUUUUAUGAAAAUCACUGUCAGCUGCAUCGAGCCUCGUGUCUGCAGAGGAGGAAGAUCUACAUUAUCCACAGCAAGGACUGCUUCUUCAAAGGUGACGCAUGCUCAAUGGCAGACUACAGCCGGCUGAAGAGCAUCCUUCUAGACCUUCAAGCUCAUCGUCAGAGUCCUCCGAGCAGCCCUGCAGCGGACAGGACAUCCCAGAAGCGCUCCUUAGUUGAAGAUAUGUUUAAGUACUUGGAUAUAAACAGUGAUGGGCAUCUCAGCAGCUCUGAACUGGCUCAGGUAAUGAAGAAGGAGGACCUAGAGGAUGAUUUAUUAGAUUGUACACUAGAAGACCUUCUCCGAUUCGAUGAUUACAACAACGAUGGCUACUUAACCCUGCAGGAGCUCUACACAGCCUUCCAGGUGGUUCAGCUUAGCCUGCCAGAAGACCAGAAGAUCAGUGUCACCACCAUAACGGUUGGCCUGAGCACCAUGCUGACGUGCGGCAUCCGGGGAGCCCUGCGGCCCCCCAUCAUCUGGAAGCGCAACGGAGUCAUCCUCAACUUCCUCGAUUUGGAAGACAUCAACGAUUUUGGAGAAGACGAUUCCCUCUACAUCACCAAGGUAACAACUAUUCACAUGGGCAAUUACACCUGUCAUGCCUACGGCUACGAAGAGCUGUAUCAGACCCACAUCCUUCAGGUGAAUGUGCCGCCGGUGAUCCGCGUGUACCCGGAGACGCAGGCGCAGGAGCCCGGCGUGUCGGCGAGCCUCAGGUGCCACGCCGAAGGCAUCCCCAAUCCCCGCAUCACCUGGCUCAAGAACGGCGCUGAUAUCACGCCAAAGCUCUCCAAGCAGCUCGCCCUCUUAGCAAAUGGAAGUGAACUUCAUAUCAGUAGUGUUCGGUAUGAGGACACUGGUGCCUACACCUGCAUUGCAAAAAAUGAAGUGGGAGUGGAUGAGGACAUAUCUUCACUUUUCAUAGAAGAUUCUGCAAGAAAGACCCGCCUCAGUGUUGGGAAUAUGUUCUAUGUCUUUUCCGACGAUGGGAUCACAGUCCUUCAGCCGAACGAAUGCGAAAUCCGAAGACACGUCAGGCCGGAUGAGCGGAUUUUCGCCAGUUACGAAGAGAUCUGUCCCCGAGUCGAAGGUGAAGGCACUCGGUCCUGCCUCUGGGCUUCAGCAGUCAAUGUCAGAGACAAGUAUAUUUAUGUGGCACAGCCGAAGCAGAACAGAGUGAUGAUAAUUGAUACCCAGUCUCAGAAAGCCAUGCAGUCCUUGGAUGUUGACCCGUUACCAACCAAAUUACAUUAUGACAAGUCACACGAUCAAGUCUGGGUGCUGAGCUGGGGUGAUAUGCAGAAGUCCUCGCCAACACUGCAGGUAAUACCAGAGGCGAGCGCGGGGGAAGAUCAGCACGUUGUCCGCACACCGUUUGAAGGAGUGGAUGACUUUUUUAUACCCCCCACAAAUCUUAUUAUUAAUCACGUUAGGUUUGGCUUCAUCUUUAACAAAUCGCAAUCCGCAGUUCACAAAAUCGAUCUGGAAACUGUGACCCACAUCAAGACUAUCAGCUUCAGAAACUCCAGCUGCGUGCCGCAGGCCAUGGCUUACACCCACCUGGGCGGCUACUUCUUCGUGCAGUGCCGGAGGAGGACCUCUGCGGCCGCGGUGCCCCAGCUCCUUAUCGACAGCGUCACCGACUCCGUCAUCGGCCCCAACAGCGACAUUUCGGGCACACCGUACGUUUCGCCGGACGGCCGCUAUUUGGUCAGCGCAGAUGGAGACAGCGGCAGGAUCAAAGUCCAGGCUAUAACUGUCCAAGGGGAAAUCAAGUUGAUUUACGACUUACAAACGAAUGUACACGUAUCUGAUCUGACAUUUCAGCCCUCCUUCACUGAAGGCAAUCAGUACUAUAUAUAUGCUACUUCACAUUUGCAAACAGAUGUGCUUUUUGUAGAGCUGUCAACAGGCAAAAUGAAUGUACUGAAGAAUUUAAAGGACCCUGUCACGUCCAAAGACUGGCCCUGGAGCAGCUACAACAGAGUUAUGAAAGACAGUGGAUUAUUUGGACAGUAUCUCAUUACACCAGCUAAAGAUUCACUGUUUGUUAUUAAUGGGAGACAAAACACAUUACGCUGUGAGGUUUCAGGUAUAAGGAGGGGUAACACAGUGGUCUGGGUUGGAGAAGUAUGAAAGGGCAAUAACAGCAGCGCCUGCGGCAGGCAAGUACCGGUUGGACCUUUACACUGCAACAAAUGAGCAGUAGCAUUGUAUAUUUUUACACUGGGGAAAAAAAAAGAAAAAACAAAAAAAUCCUGUAUAGGCUUCAUGGUACAACACUGGUCUACUUGCAAGUUUUAUAGUAUAAGGUACGCUCUGCUGAUAGGAAGCGGUUUUGAAGGGAUAUUUCUUACUUGGGGGUUCUGAUUUGUGGUUAUGAGAAAAAUGCGGGGAAGCGAAUAAUAUCUCCACUGAGAUAUUGUAUAAGCCACGAAACCUAGCGAUUCUGUAGAACAAAACAGGUUUUGAGUUUCCAUCCUGAUGAGUUCUCACGUUACGUCCACGCCAUCGGUUUUCCUUCCUUUCCACCAGGUCCUGAACGCCUUGCCCGUUCGCUGGGCCGGCUGCCCCACCUGGACCCACAGGGCCCAUCGAAGCAAUGGCUGCGGUUAAAAUUCACCUUUGGAUGACGGGGGAAGCUAGGCAUCACGGAGAGCGGUUUUCGAAACACGGAAAUCUGGGAGGGAGGUUUAAUGAAAGAAGUUUUCUCUGCAGGACAGCUCUGGAAGGAUCCUGGAUGUGAUUUUGGAAGCAGGCGUAACUGUCAGCACGCUUUCUUCUGGUCUUUGUGUUGCUCUUGGUGCUACUGACAGCGAUGCUAUGAGAGCCCCACUUCUUCUCAUACAUAUUUGUAUGGCUGUGUUUGAGAAAUUUGUCUUGAAAUGUGGACGUGAGGGUGGUUUAAAGCCCAGAAACACUGGGAGGGUCAGAGUUUUUAAGAAGUUUUUUUUGAGAAGUUAGUGGUGCAUCAGUCUUUGAGCAGCUCGUGAGUGCGGUCGGCCUGGGCACGGUGUGCUGAAGCUGCCCUUCGGCGGGCGGGGGUUAGUUAUGGAUGUUCCCCUUGGAGGCAGCAACACUUCUAGAAAUUGUUAGCUUCUCUCAUUAAAUAUUUACUGGCACUGAAGUCACUUGGUCCUUCAUGAAAUAACGGCUACCACUACAGUAGUGUAGUUUUAAGAGAAGACUUUCACACAUUGUCUAGUCACGGCCUUAAUUUGCCUGUUUCUUUUCAGACAUUCUGGGAAACCAUUUUUCUGUGUAUUUUUUUCUUCUCAUUUAUAGUACACUUCUUUAUAGUCAAUUAUCUUUUAGUUAUGAGCAAAGAGAUUCAUGUAAAACCAGCUCAAUUUCCCACGAAUGCAACAGCUGGCGUAGAAAUUUAAGUUGAUUUCCCAUAGAAACACAGAUCCAUUUUUGCACAUUUGCAAAGCUGCAGAAACUUUUCUGGUUCCGUUUUGUAACUUUGUACAGUCCUCACGGUGGAGUGAUCGGGGCGGGAGGCUGAGUGGCCCUACGGCCAGGCGUCUCCGAGCGCUCAGAGCCCACACACCGCUUUGGAGGUGCAGGAGUCUUCACGGCGGUGAAAGGUCUCCCUGGAGGUGAACAUCUGCGUCAGAGCCAUACGUUGGCCUCUGGAAGGGCGGUUUUGAGGAUGACCUCGUUGCCCAGAGUUUGUACGAAAGCAGCUGCUGGACCUUGCCGGUGACGCCUUCAUGGUGCCGUUAUUAUUUUCCAACACAGAUGCUCGGAAGUCUCCCUUUUCACAGUACACGCAGAAGGCUUUUAGAUGAGAGGGAUGCAGACUAACACUGGUAUUCUUUCUUUAAACAGUGAACUUGCACCAAAAGGGUAGCAUUUUAGGACAGCUGUAGACCUGAAGUAGGUUAAACCGUUUCAGUUCUAUAAAGAAUCUAUGAAAAUCUGUUCAGACAGACGAAGAAGAGGAGAUGAAUCCUAUGAAUUCAUUAAACAUGGAAUCCUUUAAUUGGCCCUUGCACAUCCACAGGCUGAGCCCUACGUGUAUUUUCUCUUAUGAGCCAUAGGGGUUAGAAGAGACUAUCCCGUCGUCGAAACACAUACAUAAACAGCUUGGCACAGCCUUCCUUUAGCAAUGCAUGAUGUCCGUGAUUUUCUACUCAUCCAGUUAGGAAACAUCCACGUGUCAAGGAAAGGAGGAGACCAGCUUUGUAAGUACCUUUAAAUAUGCACAACUCCUUUCUGGAACAAAGCUGUAUCCAUACAUUGCAGUCAUCCUAAACGUGUUUUACUGAGGCCAAACACUGCUCUCGUGUUAUCUUUUAUGACUUCUUGAAUAUUUUAUUAUGCCUAUGGUAAGUUUCCCUGUAGAGAUGUUCAUUGUGUCAUAGAUCAAGCAAAUAUUACUUUUUUAAGACUAUUUAAAGAAAUUGUAAAUAUCUGUUCAGGUAAAUAUUCUUGAGGCUGGUUUAUAUAUAGGCUGUGAAAGAUGUGUAACAGACCUCACUUCUUCCUGUUUGUCGCAAAUUAUUGGAAUAGCGUUCACUUGAAAACUCCCCCUUCGACCUUCCAAAGAUGUUCCCUUUCUUCCCUCUUCAGCCCAAGUUCUGGUGAUGUGUUUUCUAAAUUAUCCUGACGGUUAUAUCUCAUACUUAGAAAAUGAAGUACAAUUUAGAUUGUCCACACUCCUUGUGAACAGUUUCAAUGACAGUCAAAUCUGACAUUAAAGUGCUGCACAUUUGUUACUCUGAUUUUUUUUUUUUUACAACACAAGUUUUAUCUGUGCUCAAAAAAUGCUCAACUCAUUUUUGCCUUUCAACUCCCGUUGCAAGGAUGCUCCAUUUCGUAUCUGCAGUUGUCUGCCGCUCUCCUGGUGUGCUCCGCCGAUUCACGAUUAAUUCCUACCUAAUAAAUUACUAAUCACAGUGA
Molecule: messenger RNA, 6050 nt
Organism: Dromaius novaehollandiae (emu)
Lineage: Eukaryota; Metazoa; Chordata; Aves; Casuariiformes; Dromaiidae
Gene: FSTL4
Product: follistatin like 4
Exons: 17
Coding region: 780-3278 (832 amino acids)
Biological process (GO): multicellular organism development; cell differentiation; regulation of BMP signaling pathway
Molecular function (GO): protein binding; calcium ion binding
Source: RefSeq, a predicted model, not a curated record